This is a messenger RNA of Hippocampus zosterae (dwarf seahorse), 1329 nucleotides long. Its product is annotated as homeobox protein Dlx4b-like. Gene Ontology annotation, molecular function: RNA polymerase II cis-regulatory region sequence-specific DNA binding; DNA-binding transcription factor activity, RNA polymerase II-specific. The transcript is spliced from 3 exons. The coding region runs from base 308 to 1078 and encodes 256 amino acids. Lineage: Eukaryota; Metazoa; Chordata; Actinopteri; Syngnathiformes; Syngnathidae. The record is from RefSeq and is a predicted model, not a curated record. Gene Ontology annotation, biological process: negative regulation of transcription by RNA polymerase II; embryo development; cell differentiation.
AGAGCGCCGCGUGCGAGACGCACAACGGCGCGCCGCACCGCUGCCGCCGCCUCACUCCACUUUGACACACGCACACAAAUCGUGCGCAGCGGAACCGGUGAGGAAUUAAAUAGACACUCAAGUUGUUGCUUUUUAUUUUUUAUUUUUUAUGUGUGUGUGUGUGUGAACAUUUUUGGGACGAAUUAUUAGGUCGGGUGUGCGCGCCGUUGCCCGCAGCGUGUUUUUUUUUUUUCGAUUUGUUUUUGGCCGGCCUCACGAUGGCCGUCCAGAGUUGGUGACCCGGCAUGGCUUCCGAACCGCAUCCCCGAUGAUGACGAUGAGUUCGCUGGCGGACACUUUGGUCUCCGCCGACCCUUCCAAAUCGGCCUUUUUGGAAUGCGGCGGCCAUGGCUUCCCCGCUCACGCUCACCCGCAGUCCUCGCCGGGCCUGGCGCACAACCCGUACCAGUUCCACGGCCUGCACGCGGCCGCGCAGCACGACGGGCCCUUCCCGUCGUCGGCGCCCUCCUACGGACGCCCUCUCGGCUACCCGUCCUACCACAGCCCGGUGAGCGCGCACCCGCCCGGGUCCUACCUGCCCUACCCGCACGCGGGCCACGGCGGCGGGCCGCAGGGGCGCGCCAGGCCGGAGGAGAAAGAACACGACAAGCCCACAACGGUCUUGGAAAACGGCGAGCUGCGGCUCAACGGCAACGGCAAGAAGAUCCGAAAGCCUCGGACCAUUUACUCCAGUCCGCAGCUGCAGGCCCUCAACCAGCGCUUCCAGCAAACCCAGUACCUGGCUCUGCCCGAGAGGGCCGACCUCGCCGCCAAAUUGGGCCUGACGCAGACGCAGGUUAAAAUCUGGUUCCAGAACAAACGAUCCAAGUACAAGAAGAUCAUGAAGAGCGGGCCCUGCGGAUCGGAUGGAGAGCCCGGUUCGGCCCCGCUCCAGACUUCCGCUUCUCCGUGCUCGGUCUGGGACAUGAGCAUGACCCCCAAAGGCCCACCGGUGCACUCCGGCGGCUACAUGAACAAUUUUGCCCACUGGUAUCCGGGACAUCCGCAGGAUGCCAUGCCCAGGACUCAACUCAUGUGACAUCUACUCGGAUUGGAGGGCUUUUUUUUUGUUUGUUUUUCCCCCUCCAUAAAAACAACUCCCCACAUAUCUGACAUUUUUUACAGUGUGGAGCAAAAAUUAAGUAAAGUGUAGCAACAAAAAAAAAAAAAAAGUUCAAUGCGGGGCGACUGGUUUUGCUCCAGCAGCUCUCAAUGCACAGAAGUAAAGUGCAGCGAGGUACUGCACGCGGAUUCUUUGGUGAAUUUCUCGGUGUCACAUGAAGAAAAUGC